AUGUCAGACUCCUUGGUCCGUGUUUCAAGACGGGUCGGAUGGGGAGCCCGCAGCCGUUGCAGCGCAGUGCCCCGAGGGACACGCCUUGCGGCGCGCGGGUACCGGCCGUGCCAACGACGGCCACCGGGGGCACCUAAGGACCCCGGGCUUGGGCCGCCAGCACGGCCGACAACAGUCCACGCCCCGAGCCGAGCGGCGGACCAGCAAAAGCCGUUCCGCAUACGGCCAGGACGCAUCGCCGGCCCCCAUCCGCUUCCCUCCCGGCAAUUUCAAGCACUCUUUGACUCUCUUUUCAAAGUCCUUUUCAUCUUUCCCUCGCGGUACUUGUUCGCUAUCGGUCUCUCGCCUGUAUUUAGCCUUGGACGGAGUCUACCGCCCGAUUUGGGCUGCAUUCCCAAACAACCCGACUCGUUGACGGCGCCUCGUGGGGCGACAGGGUCCGGGCCGGACGGGGCUCUCACCCUCCCAGGCGCCCCUUUCCAGGGGACUUGGGCCCGGUCCGUCGCUGAGGACGCCUCUCCAGACUACAAUUCGGACGGCACGGCCGCCCGAUUCUCAAGCUGGGCUGCUCCCGGUUCGCUCGCCGUUACUAGGGGAAUCCUUGUAAGUUUCUUCUCCUCCGCUUAUUUAUAUGCUUAAACUCAGCGGGUAGUCCCGCCUGACCUGGGGUCGCGGUCGGAGCGACGCGCACUCCGUUUUUUGGGGUCCUUGGAGGCCUUUACGCCGGCUACGCACCUGCAGCGCUGCGCUGAGUAAAGCGAGAUCGCCCACCACGCGCUGUGCCCGGCACGAUACGCCGGCAGCCCGAUCUUCGGCCAACCGCGCCCAGAGGCACGGGGAGCCAUAAGCCGCGUCCUGCCCCCCACAAGGGGUGGCGGUGGGAGCGUGUUUUGGCGUGACGCCCAGGCAGGCGUGCCCUCGACCGGGUGGCCUCGGGCGCAACUUGCGUUCAAAGACUCGAUGGUUCGCGGGAUUCUGCAAUUCACACCAGGUAUCGCAUUUCGCUACGUUCUUCAUCGAUGCGAGAGCCGAGAUAUCCGUUGCCGAGAGUCGUGUCGAUUGAAUAGCAUUGCAAAACGGGGGGCAGCAAGCAAGCUGGCCGCGUCCCCGGAUUAGGCACAGUGUUCCUUGACGCCGUCGGCGCCGUGGGUUCUUUUGCCCCAUGCACCAGCUCCGAGGGGGCUAGGUGGACGAGGACUUGGCCGAGCGACGGACGAUGCCGCCACCGGCAGGAUGGAUGACGCGUGCGCGGUCUGUUUUGGUCAGGGUCACGACAAUGAUCCUUCCGCAGGUUCACCUACGGAAACCUUGUUACGACUUCUCC
Molecule: messenger RNA, 1324 nt
Organism: Brachypodium distachyon (stiff brome)
Lineage: Eukaryota; Viridiplantae; Streptophyta; Magnoliopsida; Poales; Poaceae
Exons: 1
Coding region: 1-639 (212 amino acids)
Source: RefSeq, a predicted model, not a curated record